Molecule: messenger RNA, 1902 nt
Organism: Magnolia sinica
Lineage: Eukaryota; Viridiplantae; Streptophyta; Magnoliopsida; Magnoliales; Magnoliaceae
Product: probable CoA ligase CCL5
Exons: 5
Coding region: 41-1705 (554 amino acids)
Cellular component (GO): peroxisome
Molecular function (GO): CoA-ligase activity
Source: RefSeq, a predicted model, not a curated record
GUUCAGCACCGAGAGCGUAGCGUCUACUACCUAUCCACCCAUGGCGCACGAUAGCACCUCCAUCGACCCCAGAAGCGGCUUCUGCAAGUCCAGCUCCACAUUCUACAGCAAGCGCAAGCCACUAUCCCUCCCGCCUAACGAAUUCCUUGAUAUCACCACCUUCAUAUCCUCCCGGCCCCAGUCUAGCAAGAUCGCCUUCAUCGAUGCCUCCACAGGCCGCCACGUCACAUUCCCCGACCUCUGGCGUGCAGUCGAUUCCGUGGCGACAUGCCUCUCCGAUCUCGGGAUCCGCAAGGGCGACGUCAUCCUUCUCCUCUCUCCCAACUCCAUCUAUUUCCCCAUCGUCUGCCUCUCCGUCAUGUCGCUCGGCGCCAUCAUCACCGCCACCAAUCCCCUCAACACGCCGCAAGAAAUCGGCAAGCAGAUCGCCGAUUCCAAACCGAUCCUCGCCUUCACGACUCCGUCGUUCGUCUCGAAACUCGACGACUCGGGCCUCCCAGUCGUGCUUCUGGAAGAAAACAGCAAGCGAGGAAAUGAUGGCAACUCGAGUGUGAAAGCUAGAGUCAUCUCUUCCAUAGAGGACAUGAUGCGGAAGGAGCCGAGUCAGGGCCGAGACAGGGACCGAGUCAGGCAAGAUGACACGGCGACUCUGCUCUACUCGUCCGGCACGACCGGCAUGAGCAAGGGCGUCGAGUUAUCCCAUCGCAACCUAAUCGGAACAGUGCAGACGUUUAUCGAGAGGUUGCAGUUGGAAGAAGGCGAGCAGACGUUCAUCUGUACCGUCCCUAUGUUCCACGUGUACGGCCUGGUUAUGUUAGCGACGGGGCUGCUGGCGACCGGAUCGACAGUCGUGGUGCUCUCGAGAUUCGAGAUGGAUCACAUGCUUUCGGCGAUCGAUAGGUAUCACGUGACGUAUCUGCCGCUCGUGCCGCCGAUACUGGUGGUGCUGACGAACCACGCCGACGCGAUACGAGCCAGGUACGAUCUAGGAUCGUUGAAGACAGUGGUGUCGGGUGGGGCUCCCUUGAGUAAGGAGGUGACGGAUGGGUUCCUGGCCAAGUAUCCGACGGUGGCGAUUCUUCAGGGGUACGGACUGACAGAGACGACGGGGAUCGGGGCGUCGACGGAUUCGGUGGACGAGAGCAAGAGGUACGGUACGGCGGGGUUGCUAUCACCGAACAUGGAGGCGAAGAUCGUGGAUCCGGAGAGCGGCGAGGCGUUAGGGGUGAAUCAGACGGGCGAGCUUUGGCUGCGAGGGCCCACCGUCAUGAAAGGAUAUUUUAGCAACCCAGAAGCAACUACAUCGACUCUAGAUUCCAAGGGAUGGCUGAGAACAGGGGAUCUUUGCUACAUAGAUGAAGAUGGAUAUAUCUUCGUUGUUGACAGGUUGAAAGAGCUCAUCAAAUACAAAGGAUAUCAGGUUGCCCCGGCGGAACUGGAGGCUUUGCUCCUUUCUCAUCAGGAGAUCGCUGACGCUGCUGUCAUACCGUAUCCGGACAAGGAGGUUGGGCAAUAUCCAAUGGCAUAUGUGGUUAGGAAAGCAGGGAGCAAUUUGUCCGAAAGCACCGUGAUGGAACACAUUGCAAAACAGGUAGCCCCAUACAAGAGAAUCCGGCGGGUUGCAUUUGUGUCUUCCAUCCCAAAGAAUCCAUCUGGCAAAAUAGUCAGGAAGGAUCUUAUUAAGUUGGCAACCUCCAAGCUCUGAAGUUACGUUCCUUUAGUUUCCUUGUUCUUGCGAACAUGGAUUGUAAUAUUAUUAUUGACUUUAUCUUACAAUUUUGUUAGCAUGGUAGUGUUUAUCUUUAUGCAGUUAUAUAAGUUCAAGUUUUACUAUCAUUUCUUCCUUGUAAUAGUUGUCUAUAAUGAACAAGUUGAUUACAAUCAAUAAGUUUUCCUUGACAA